This is a messenger RNA of Talaromyces proteolyticus, 1739 nucleotides long. RefSeq lists its product as uncharacterized. The transcript is spliced from 2 exons. Gene Ontology annotation, molecular function: FAD binding; oxidoreductase activity. The record is from RefSeq and is a predicted model, not a curated record. The coding region runs from base 1 to 1539 and encodes 512 amino acids. Lineage: Eukaryota; Fungi; Ascomycota; Eurotiomycetes; Eurotiales; Trichocomaceae.
AUGCGAAACGCCCCCUCUGUUCUGGGCCUUGCCCUGCUGCCCAUAUGCUGCACUGCCGGCUUUGCAACCGACUGUGCUGCGCUAGCCACCCUUCUUCCAGGAAAGGUCUUUUUCACCAACAGCACCGUUUACAAUAGCUCCGUCGAGUCCUACUACUUUGUGGAAGAACGUCUGAACCCAACAUGCAUCGUCCGUCCCGCCUCCGCGUCGGACGUGGUGACAGUUGUCAACCACAUCGCCGCCUCUCCGUCCGCACUGCUCUCCGUAAAAGGGGGCGGCCAUUCGCCAAAUAUCGGCGCCGCCAAUGCGAAUGUGGGAGUUACGCUUGAUAUGCGAACGCUCAAUGCUGUACAGGUGCAUAAUGGUGGAUCCAUCACAUCUGUCGGUGCGGGUGCACUAUGGCAGGAGGUGUACCAGGUCCUGGACACGUACGGACUCGCUGCUGUGGGAGGACGAGUGGCAACGGUGGGUGUGGGAGGGCUGACUACCGGAGGUACGUGUAUCUUAGUUUUAGAUUGCUUCGUCAAGCAAAUCCUGAGCAUCUUGAUAACAGGUGGUCUUUCUACUUUCUCGCCCGAGCAUGGCUUUGCCUGCGACAAUGUGGUCAACACGGAAGUUGUGCUAGCAUCCGGCGCCAUUGUCAAUGCGAAUGAGACCAGCCACGCCGAUCUUUUUGCCGCGCUGAAAGGAGGACAGAACAAUUUUGGCAUCGUGACCCGCUUCGAUAUUCGUUCCUUCCAGCAACCAGAUUACUGGGGCGGUGGAGUUGAAUACCCAGACGAUUGCGAUGAGGCCCAAAUUUUGGCUUUCGCCAAGUUUAAAUAUCCGGAAAACUUCGACCCUUAUGCGGAACUCGAGCAGAGCUUCCUCUAUACCGCGGCGGAGAACUUGAGGACCAGCUCUAAUAAUAUGUUCUAUACCAAGCCUAUAGUCAAUGCUAGUGCGCUAGCCGAGUUCACGACCAUUAAACCGCAAUUAUCGAACACAAUGCGCAUCUCAAAUACGACUGAUUUCGCUAAGGAGCUGGCUGAGUAUCAACCAGUUGAUCAACUGGCCGUUUAUGCAACAACUACCUUCAAAGUCUCGCUCCCAGCGCUCCGGUCCAUCCUCGUGGCCUGGAACACGUCCGUCCACGCGCUCUCUCACGUCGAAUCCCUACUAGCCGUCCUCACCUUCCAGGCCAUUCCCCCCGUUCCGCCCACCUCGGCACCACAGAACAGCUUCGGCUUCGCACCCAAUAGCCACCCCGAGCGCGAUCUCGUUCUCUGCCUCUUGUCAAAUUACUGGUCCGACACGUCCGCAUCCGCGGAGGUCCAGGCUGCUACCAAAGUACUGCUGAGGGAGAUAGAGGCGAUUACAGAGAAAGAAGGUGUCAACGUUCGAUACAGGUACAUGAACUAUGCCGCGAAGUGGCAGGAUCCGAUUGUGAGCUAUGGAGCGGCGCAAGUAGCAAAAUUGCGAGAGGUGGCUGCGAAAUAUGAUCCGUUUGGCUUCUUCCAGACGAAGGUUCGGGGGGGGUUCAAGCUGUCCAAGGGUUGACUUGGUGUGCUUGGUUGGAUAUUGUUAGCAGAGCAUGAUCAUAAUAAAGACAGACAUUUAUUUUCAACAGCCGCUCAUCGAAUUUCCCGUCGGAUGAUCGGCGCUGUCAUGGUUCGGGGUGGUUGACUAUAUAUCCUCGUCGUCAACAUUCCUCCAUAGCAAGUUGUAGAGAACUUCAUAAUUAGGGAUGGGGGGGUGUU